AUGCCACAACUCAUCUCACUCUCAGUCAACCGCGCAUCUGCUGCCAUGCCUUCCCUCGCAGCAUCUUCGCGCAUCCCUGUCCGCGUCAACGACUCUGUAGUCCCAGCUGCAGCCAGUCGCCCCUCCGUCAAGACCGCCGGUGACAUCGCCACGCUCUUCUCCGCCAUGUCCAUCAGCAAGCCCACCGUCGUCAAGCCCACUUCCGCAUCACCAUCAACAUCCCAUGCGUUGAAGUCCAAGCUCCCCAUCGCCGCCUCCACCAGUGCCUCCAAGGAUUGCCCACCCUUGCGUCAGCACCAGCAAAGAUCUCUCGCCAAGAUCGCUCCCUUAGCCAACAGCGCAUCUGUUUCCGAACGGAUCGCCGAGCGCCGCCAGCGUGUCAUUGCCAACCUCGCACCUGGUCCCAAGAGAUCUACGCCUCCUGUCAAGAUCACUCCGGCGUCGACUAUCAAGUCCUCCUCGACGUCGUCCAGAGUACCGUCUUUGCUACCCGUCACCACCGCGCCAGCAUCGACCUCCCAGCCAUCAUCGAUGCCAUCAGAUGUCAUCGUUCCUGCCGCCGCCAUCCCUGUCGCCGUUCCUGCGCCACGACGGUACGGCUGGCUUACCGUCCAGAUGCCAGAUAACUUCCGCCAGGACAAGCCAGGAGAGUGCAAUCACAUCUACGCCUUGGUACAGAUAUCCGACCGAAUUUUCGACGCCGAAUCUCUCAUCCCAUCGGCGCCCACCGGUCGCAAGGCUCGUGUUCAACUGCUUGGAAGAUUCAAGCCAGCGAACAUUCCUCUCACCCGAACUCCUAUACCUCACUCUAUUUCGCCCGUCUUCCUGCCGCAUACAAUGUCCCAAUUCCCUAGGCACUUUUCGCCAGUCUACCUCCCUCGUCGCCUGAAGUCAUACAAAAUCCGAGGUACCUCGGACUACUGCCCUGCAAGACCAAGCAAACCAGGACCACGACGCAACUGUGGCUAUGGGCCACUAUACAAGGGCAGGACCUGCGAUUGUUGUGAAAAAGACGGCGAUGUCCCCGUCCGGAACUACAACAUUCCCCCUUACCAGUGGGCAACCACUCCAGCGGAAUCGGGCGUGGACCCUCAUCCUCGUAAAUCUCGCACUGACCGCCCUCGCAAAGUCGUUCAGUUUGCCGAGGACCUCAUUCAUACAUUCGCAGGUGCCAGAGAUCCCAACGCCUCCUUCAUUUGGGAGGGCACGUCUAAGGACACGGCAACGAGAGAACGGGACUUUCCAGAAGGAUUCCCACUAUAUGAGGGUGGAAGAAGACGACAAUUCCUCCGACGAUGA
Molecule: messenger RNA, 1299 nt
Organism: Letharia columbiana
Lineage: Eukaryota; Fungi; Ascomycota; Lecanoromycetes; Lecanorales; Parmeliaceae
Exons: 1
Coding region: 1-1299 (432 amino acids)
Source: RefSeq, a predicted model, not a curated record